AAUGGGCCUAAUGAUACCAGCUAUGCUUUCUUUAUAAACGCCGCCGCGUCUCCCAUCUCUCUGUAUCAAAAACCCUAGCCGGAGCCGCGUGUUGCGAAAGCAUUUCAAUCUAAGGGAAUGUCGACAGUGGGAGAGCUUGCUUGCAGCUACGCUGUUAUGAUCCUCGAGGACGAGGGUAUUGCUAUCACGGCUGACAAAAUCGCCACUUUGGUCAAAGCUGCUGGUGUUACUAUUGAGUCUUACUGGCCAAUGCUAUUCGCCAAGAUGGCUGAGAAACGUAACGUCACUGAUCUAAUCAUGAACGUUGGUGCUGGUGGUGGAGGUGGUGCUCCCGUUGCUGCUGCUGCUGCUGCCGGUGGUGCCGCCUCAGCUGCUCCUGCUGCUGAGGAGAAGAAGAAGGACGAACCAGCAGAGGAGAGUGAUGGAGAUUUGGGUUUCGGCUUGUUCGAUUAAGCGCAUUUUACUUGUUUUUUCUUCUUCGAUUUCCGUAUUGACCUAUUACUUGUCUUUCUCGCUAAAGAACUAUGAGUUGUUUUCUAAACCAUAUGUUGUAUGACUCAAGUUUCCAAGCAAACCCAUAGGCUCGUUAUUUCGUUGGAACUGAUUUUGUCACCUUUUCUUCAUCAA
Molecule: messenger RNA, 627 nt
Organism: Arabidopsis lyrata subsp. lyrata
Lineage: Eukaryota; Viridiplantae; Streptophyta; Magnoliopsida; Brassicales; Brassicaceae
Product: 60S acidic ribosomal protein P1-3
Exons: 4
Coding region: 118-453 (111 amino acids)
Biological process (GO): cytoplasmic translation; translational elongation
Cellular component (GO): cytosolic large ribosomal subunit; ribosome
Molecular function (GO): structural constituent of ribosome; protein kinase activator activity; ribonucleoprotein complex binding
Source: RefSeq, a predicted model, not a curated record